Messenger RNA from Rotaria sordida, 5058 nucleotides. The record is from the annotation of a GenBank genome assembly. Lineage: Eukaryota; Metazoa; Rotifera; Eurotatoria; Philodinida; Philodinidae.
AUGUCAAAAAUGCCGUCUUCUGAAAAACUUGUCGCUCACCUCAAGCAAACUUACAAAAGCAUAGAAGAUCCUAUCUGUGAGUUAAUUGCUCCUCAAAUUCCUAACAUUUUUCAUGUUAUUUUCAACUCACUUGAUGAUCUUGCCGAAGUUGCUAAUUCACCAAGUUUUCAGAUCGACGGUACUCUGGCUACUGUAUAUCCACGUACCGAUUGUAGCUUCUUUGAAAAUCUACCACGAACUACUAACAAUGAGAAACUUCGAUUAGCUGUUAUUGCUCAGAAUGGUGGCAAGGAACCUUUAGCAACGUCAUUAUAUAUACAGUAUAAUAAAGAUACUGGUGAUGCAGUUAUUUUGGCAACAAAGUCAGCCAAAACAUGGCUAAUGGAGCAAUCCUUAAUAAUCGAUGAACAAAAUGUACCGAAGAAAAAGGCACUUGCUUAUCGAGUUCUGGUUUCUCCUGUACCUCGUGGUUCUAGCCUUCUCCUUAUCUUUAAUAACCCAUUGUUUGUGAGUCGAUAUACUGCCCAGAACCAUAUCAAUGAUACACUUAUACUGGAACUCGAUAAUAUGGAUAGCUAUAAGGAUAUUUUAUCACGGGAAGUUAUCAAUAUAGGCGAUAAUACAAUGAAAAUUAAACCGUAUGCUAUUGUUAUCGAUCCAGAAACCACAGAAAUUGAUGCUGAAAACUGGUAUGAAACUGAUAUGCUCAAAAUCAAACCUGAUAUAAUGCCAUUGUUAAGUGAUACUCAACAUCCAAUUUUCCAUUAUCAAUGGAGUGCUCAAAAUUGGAUUGAACAAUUUCGAAAACUAGAAUUAUCAGAGCAACGUUCGAAAAGCUAUGAUCUUCAUCGACAUUUAUUACGAGUUACUGUCAUGUUAAACACAAUAGGUGUUCUUCGAAAGCGACGUUAUAUGGUUAAUGACGAAGAAAUUUCAUUAAAACCAGUACGCAUGCAAACCAUUGUUUACGAUCACAAAUCAAAACUAUCCUACGGAACCAAAACUUCAGCUAGUAUUUUAAAAAUACCAUAUGCAUCGACAUCUGUCAAAGUAGUUGACCAAGAUUGUCUUAUUAUUUAUCAGAAAUUAGUAUCGGAAGGACGUCGACCUUUAUUACUAAACAUGGCUAAUCAAACUAAUCCUGGAGGAGGUUAUCGAAAAGGUGACGGUGCACAGGAAGAAAAUCUUUUUCGUCGUUCAAAUUAUUAUCAAAGUCUUGAUGUAGAAAUAGCUGAUGAUGAUGCAUCAGAACGACUGCAUUGCAAUGAUAAAUGUGAGCUCAAACCAAUAUUAAAACGUGAUAGUUUCUAUCCGAUGGAUGAAUUUGGAGCGAUUUACACGACUGACAUUACAGUAUUUCGACAAAUAGAAGCCAAUGGUUAUGCAUUCAUGAGAAGUCCAUUAUACAAUGUUUCUGCUAUUGCGAUGGCUGCUUAUCGAGAACCUAAAUUGAAAAACAACAAAACAUUAGAAAAUAAAUUUGCGAUUACUACAAAAAAAAAGAUUGAAAAUAUUUUUGCUAUUGCAUAUCAUCAUAAGCAUGAUUGUCUCGUUUUAUCGGCUUUUGGUUGUGGUGCUUUUAAGAAUCCACCUAGUCAUAUCGCUUCGAUUUUUAAAUCUGUUAUAUAUCAAUAUGCCGGAUUUUUCAAUGCUAUUUACUUUGCUAUUGUUGAUGAUCAUAAUACGGGUAAUAAAAUUAAUCCACAAGGUAAUUUACUUCCAUUUCAAGAAAUAUUGGAUGGUUUAACUGUACCAUCGCCAAUAAAUUUUUGUAUUGAUGCUGCUAUUGGAUCAAAUCGUAUCAUUGACAAAUCAGUUGAUGAACAAUUAACUUUAAAUGAUGUUUGCAUUUUGAGUCUUCCACCCUGUCAUCAUGGUGCCAAAUGUCGUGAUCGUCGAAAUCCUGAGCAUAAAAGUCAAUUUUCACAUCCGCCAAUGUGUCCACUCUCCAAGGCAACUUCUGCUUGUGAACAAUUGAAUGACGAAAUUCAUGCAUUUACAUUUAUACAUAAUAUCAAAUGCAAGUUUGCUGGUGAAUGUAAUAUUAUUGAUCCAAUACAUUCCUUAGAAUUUGAUCAUCCAGAGUUUUGUGAAUAUGGUGGUGAUUGUACAAAUAUGAGUAAGAAACAUUUAUUAGCUUAUCGACACGUUACUAAUUGUCCAGAUGGUAUUAAAUGUUUAAAAUAUCGGAGAAGAGAUAAUGAUCAUAUGAAAUCAUUUCGUCAUUGCAGACCUAUUUGUCUUCACGAUAAUUGUUGUGUCAAUUUUCAUGAUAAAGUACAUUUUGCUAAUGUAAUACAUUCAUUCCGACCACCAUGCCCAUUAACACCAUACAAUUGUCAAAAGUAUAUUGAAUUAGUUCGAAUGAACAAGUCAAAUGAUAUUUCUUCAGAAGUAGAAGAUCAUUGUUUUGAAUUUUCACACGUUUGUCAGUUUGGUCGUCACUGCAGAAUUACGGAAGAAAUACAUUUCGAAACAUCGAUUCAUAUUGCUCGUCAACUUUGUCCUGAUGGUAAUAAGUGUUCAAAACUGUCGAAAGAAGAUCAUUUAGAAUCAUAUUCUCAUCCUGAUAUACGAGAUAUUCGUUUAUUGUGCAAAAUACCAGGUUAUAAAUGUUCGCUUAGGUUUAAUGAUGAACAUUUAAAAAAAUACCGGCAUAACAAAGAUUAUGACCAUUUUAGUAUUGCUCCGUCUAGUAAUCUUAAUUCAUCAAUUAAUUUUGCUCGCAAUCAAAGUCAAUUAAUUAAAACUGUGAAUACCUACAUUGACAGAUCGAACUGGAGCAAAGAGAAAAUUUCGCCCGAAAUAUUCAAGUGGAUACGUGCAUUACAACCUGUACAUCGAUGUCGAAAAGAGAUCUUUGAAUCAAUUCUUGUUUUAGGGCAUGUUAUGAGUCGUCAUUACAUGAAUUUAUUAGAAAAACAAGAAAACGUGGUUAGAGCAGUGCUACAACAUAGUCGAGUGCGUUUGAUACUUCUUAAAUAUAAUAAUCCGGUAGUCAGAGAAAAUGUGGGUAAACUCAUUGAAAUUUUAGUUGAAAUUGAAUUUGCAAAUGCAAACUUACAUGGAAAGCUUUCUGCAAAUCAUGAUUCUGAGCAAAAUAUUUCUACGAUGGAAAAAAAAUUGCAGCCGCCUCUUGAAGGCAAAGACAUUCAAGCUAUUCACGAAUGGACAAUUAAAAUUGCUAAAACAUCGAUUGCUUUAAAUGCUAAUAAAGCAGGAAUCGGAUACGAAGUUGAUCCAAAACUAGGAACAGAUAAGCAUGUGUUCAGUAUCGUAGGACCACAUCUUGGUCAUUAUUAUGGUGAUAUUGUUAUAACGUUUAAACAAGAAAUUAUGUUUCAUCCUGAUGCUAAUUUUACCAUUCAAGCAGGAACCAGUUUUUACAGUGGAAACAUUUACAAACAUCGUCCAUGGAUGAAAGAUCCUGGAAAUGAAGCAAAACGUAUUGAUCAUUUUCAUCAUUCAAAAUUACAUUGUUCUAUUCCUCGUUAUGAAUAUGCAGCAGCCAUAGAAUUAAUUGCCUGGGCAGGACUAGAACAUCAAUCAAUGAAUGUCAAUAUUGAAGCUAUUCACGAAAAAUGGAUAAGUGUAGAUUCUCAUCAAACACUAGAAGGUCAUUUGCCUCAACUCAUUCCAUUGGAUUAUGUUGAUCGUGUCUACAUACCAAAGAAUAUAUUUGAAGAGCUUUCACCUGAAGCACGGCAAUCAGCUAAAGGAGCUUUUAAAGAUUCACUUAUAAUAAGCAUGUAUGACAGUGAUAUGGCUAAAGGAGACCAGACUCCAAAAGAGAUUCUUAACUAUCCUUAUCCAAAAUAUGUGUUUGAACAACUCUGUGAAGCCAUCAAACAGCGCAUGGAUAGACCACAUAUUUCACGAGGUAUAGUGAUUACAGUUGGUGCUUCUGACUUCGAAGAACAUAUUAUUUUACCUGUAAGUAUUUCUCAAGCACACUAUCUAUAUUAUCUUGACAAAUCGCAACCACCAGAUGGCCACGAAUCGAUCUAUAUUUAUUGGCAAGCUACGGACGGUGAUAUGAUGUUGACAUUAACCAAUGAACAGAUUGAGGCAGGUGCAGAACAAUACAAUCUGAAAUGUCUCAUCUGUUAUGUUGCAAAGAAGCCCUCAACAAUGACUGAAAUAUUUCAUGAAGCAUUUACAUAUUUGAAUGAUGGCCUGCCAUACCAACAUGGUAAUAAUGUUAACGCAGUUCAGUUUAAAGCUAAAUCGAAUACAUUCUAUCGUGGUUGUAAUACUGAUGAUUACUUUACUUUUUGUCUAAAACUCAACUACAAAACAGGUCACGUAACACUUUCUCAUGCAGGAUCAAAUAGUAUUUAUAAUCAUGAGAAAAUUGAAUACCAAUUUAAUAAAGCUGAGUUAGACCUAUCCAAAUUAGAUUUUAUUCAUUUAAGUGCUGGAAGUCAAGAUGUUCCUGUAAGAAAUUUAACAAUCAAUUUCGAACCAAUUCCUGAACUACAUCCAUUAUUGGAUACACAAUUCAAACGGGAUACAUCAAGUCUACUUGAACGAUAUCUUGUUGCAUCUUCUCACAAUAAUCCUGCUGCUCCUAGCACUAAUCGAGCAAGAGGAGAACGAUCAUUAGCCAUUAAUCCACGAUCAAGUGUAAAUACAUCAGUUGUCUUACGCCGAGCAAGAGAUGUAUUGUGCUGUCGGAAUUCAAAUGCAGUAGAACCAACGGCAUUAGAUGAUGCACGUCCAACAUUAAAACCUUGUAAAGAUUCCGUAUAUUGUUUACAACAAAACUCAUCGAAACAUACUAAACAAUUUUCUCAUCCUUGUCCUUUUUCUGAAUUAUGUACAAGAAAAGCCAAAGAGCCACAUCUUACGCAUGAACGUCAUAAUGUUCUGAAAUGUGCAAACGAUAAAAAUUGUUCAAACAAAAGUGAUCCUGUUCAUCGUGCGAAUUAUCGUCACACAAAUCUCCCUGAUUAUCUUAUUCCAUGUCGUAGACAGAGUAAUUGUCCAGAUAGAUCAUUGAAACAUCGAGAAAAAUAUUUUCACGGUGAAACCUUGCCUUUAAUCAUAAAGAAAUAA